This is a messenger RNA of Rosa chinensis, 1269 nucleotides long. RefSeq lists its product as uncharacterized. Bases 1 to 1269 code for a protein of 422 amino acids. NCBI's taxonomy places the organism in Eukaryota, Viridiplantae, Streptophyta, Magnoliopsida, Rosales, Rosaceae. The record is from RefSeq and is a predicted model, not a curated record. The transcript has a single exon.
AUGGACAAGGAAUGGAUAUUUUCAGAUAAAAACAGUGAGGAAUACAAUACUGGGUUGCGUGCAUUCAUCAAUCAUGCCUUACAACAUGCUUCUUUUAAGGGUCAAAUCAAGUGUCCGUGUAGUAAAUGUCAUAAUACCUAUUACAAAUCUCCAGCAGUUAUUGAGGAGCAGCAUCUCUUUAUGGAUGGCAUGGAUCCGAAAUAUGUUAACAAUCCUUGGACCGAGCACGGUGAACGUUUACCAGUUGCAGUUGAUCCUAAUUUGCCAGGAUCUUCUGAACCUCAACCAGAUUUUAAUCCAUCAGGACCAUCAUCAUCUCAGCCAAAUUUUGAUGUGCAAGAUAUGUUGCAUGAUAUAUUUGGCGUGUAUGAAGAAGAAGAUAAUUGGGAAGCACCAGGACCUACUGAAGGUCCAUCCAUGCCCCAUGGCCCUAGCCCAGAUGUAGAAAGAUUCUACCGACUUAUAGAUGAUGCUGAUACUGAAUUAUACCCGGGUGCAGGGAAGAAGAUGUUUGAUUUCUUGAUAAAGUUGUAUCAGUUAAAAGCAUUGCAUAGUUGGAGUGAUGUGUCGUUCACAAAGUUGCUUGAAUUGUUAAAAGCCUAUUUGCCUCCAGGGGAAACUCUUCCUGCUACGUUUUAUUUGACAAAAAAAUUUAUUAAAGAUCUCGGGCUGACAUACCAAAAGAUCGAUGCAUGUCCUAAUGAUUGUAUGUUAUAUCGAAAAGAUCAUGCUUCAGACACAGUUUGUCAUGUAUGUGGAACUAGUCGGUACAAAAAGGACACAUCUACUGACGCGACAUCCAAUAAGAAGACAGCUGCUAAGAUUCUGCGUUACUUUCCAUUAGGGCCAAGACUUCAAAGGCUGUACAUGUCUCGCCACACCUCAGAAUUUAUGGUUUGGCAUUCCGAAAAGAGACCACGAGAUGGGGUUCUGCGCCAUCCAGCUGAUUCUCUUGCUUGGGCAGAAUUAGACAAAAUUGAUUAUGAUUUUGGCUCAGAGGGUCGAAAUGUUCGUUUGGGUCUAGCCAGUGAUGGAUUCAACCCUUUUGGUAUGAUGAGCUUGUCCCAUAGUACCUGGCCUGUUAUAGUUACUGUUUACAAUCUCCCUCCUUGGUUAUGCAUGAAAAGACCGUACAUGAUGUUAUCUCUGCUUAUACCAGGCCCUAAAAGUCCUGGAGUUGACAUAGAUGUGUACCUGCAACCGUUGGUAGACGAAUUGAAAGAGUUAUGGACAGAAGGAAUUCCUACAUAUGACGCAUAUAAGAAAUAG